AUGGGGAAGACGAGGAAGAGCCAACGCGGGGGUGGGCGACGUAGCGUUAGCACAAACAGCAGUAGCGGAAGCAGCAGUAGCAGCUCGUCCAGUAGCGAUCACAGUCGCGGUUACAGGCGAUCCCGGUCUAGGCAUGUAGACAGGUAUUACGACAAAAGACCGGAUGCGAGGAUGUUUUCUGUGUAUCAGGCAAGCUACGGAGGCGCGCCCAUGAACGGAGUAUACCCAAUGCAAAGUGGAAUGAUGCCCAAUUCGAUGAUGCCGCCGAUACCCAGCAGUAUGUUGCCACCGUACGGUGUACCACCAGCGCCGAUGACUCAACCGGGCAUGAUCCACGCGCAUCAAAUGCAGCCGCCUAUAUAUCCCUACCAAAACGGAAUGAUGAGCUGGCCGUACCAGGGCUCGCAGAUUGGUGCACCACAAAUGCAGCCCUCGGUCCCACCUACUCCGGUCUUCCAGUUUCAAAUAUCGCCAGGAAAAAAUUCACCUGGUAGGAAAUGA
Echinococcus granulosus is the source of this 501-nucleotide messenger RNA. RefSeq lists its product as hypothetical. The transcript has 4 exons. The coding region runs from base 1 to 501 and encodes 166 amino acids. Lineage: Eukaryota; Metazoa; Platyhelminthes; Cestoda; Cyclophyllidea; Taeniidae. The record is from RefSeq and is a predicted model, not a curated record.